This is a messenger RNA of Letharia columbiana, 1320 nucleotides long. RefSeq lists its product as uncharacterized. The record is from RefSeq and is a predicted model, not a curated record. Gene Ontology annotation, molecular function: FAD binding. The transcript has 4 exons. Lineage: Eukaryota; Fungi; Ascomycota; Lecanoromycetes; Lecanorales; Parmeliaceae. Bases 1 to 1320 code for a protein of 439 amino acids.
AUGGAGGAAACUAAGCUCAGGCCAUUCAAGGUCGUCAUUGUGGGAGCUGGCCUUUCCGGUCUGCUGCUGGCUCAUCUCCUUACCCAAGCCAGCAUAGACUUCGUCAUUCUAGAAGCACACAAGAAUGUGGUUCAUCCAGCCGGUGGAAGCUUUGGCUGUUGGCCGAACGCUGCGAGGAUUUUAGACCAGGCAGGUUUUUGGGAAAGUGUAGAGAAGAGCGGCGCCCCCAUGGGGCUCAACUACAUCCGCAAGCCCAAUGGCUCAGCGUUUAUCACGAGCAGCUUAUCUAGCAAGAUCGCCUCCGUGUACGGAUAUGAUUUCCGAAUCCUCGAAAGAUAUCGGUACCAUCAGAUUCUGUACGAGAAUCUUCCAGACAAGUCGAAACUUUGGACUGGCAAGCGAGUAACAGACAUUAUCGAAGACUGUAACGGCGUCCGAGUUGUUUUCGAAGAUGGAAGUUGCCAAGGAGACAUUGUUGCCGGCUGCGAUGGUGUUCAUAGUGUCGUACGCCAGAUCAUGUGGGAAAAGGCCAACAAGCUGUCGCCGGGUUUGAUAAGUGCCAGAGAGAAAAGAUCUCUUACUUCCUCUUACCGCUGUCUGGUUGGAGCAGCUCCGGCCAUUGCCGGCAUUGGCGCAAAUGAAUCCAAUAUGAUACAGAAUCAAGGAGUCUACAUGGUGAUCGUGAGCCAGCCUGGUCAAACACUAUUCUUCGUUUGCAUUAAAGAAGCCAACGUAUCGCAUUGGCCGCAAAGAUCUCAUUUCACCAAAGAGGAUGCCGAAAAGGAAGCAGCCAAGAUUGCCGAUCGACCAGUCACGGCACAUGUCCUAUUUGGAGAGAUCUGGAUGAAGCGCACUCGGGGCUAUUUGACAUCCCUUGAGGACGGUGUUUUUGAGCACUGGUUCUUCAAUCGCAUCGUGCUGGUGGGUGACUCUGCACACAAGAUGUCACCCAUCGGAGCACAUGGAGGUAAUUGUGCAAUUGAGAGUGUGGCUGCUUUAGCCAAUUCUUUGGAUCGCCACCUGCGUCCCUGUUCUGACACGAGUGCCAACAGCAAGACCAUUCAGUCUAUCUUCGAAACGUAUCAGAGAACGAGAGAGGCACGCGUGCGGAAAUUCGCUGGCUCUGUCCACCUCAUGACAAGACUAGUGACAUGGGAUGGUUAUACAAAGAAAUUUGUGGCACGAUAUGUGCUGCCGUGGUUGAACGAGGUUACUUUUGUAGGCAAGCUGAUCAGAGACGCGGUGAAAGUUGACUUCCUUCCAAUACCGAGCCGGUCGAAGGGAUUCUUCGACCAAACCAGCGACGAGGGUAAGCGAUAG